AGCGUGGCGGUCAAGCGCUCUCACAAGAUCUCCGCUGUCCUCUCGUGGACCUGUUCGACCUGCAGGAGGCUGGGGCUGGUCUGCACAGUGAUCGCGCGCGUUCUGUCAAGCUACAUGUUUGUUGGCAUUUCAACUCGGACUCUGGCUUAUGAAGCGGCCCAGAACUACAUUCAGCCGCACUGGCACGGGCACAUCCCAGGCCACCGAUCAAUGUCACUGCACCAUCAGUUGCAAACCCCGCCUGUCUGAUUGACACUGCAUGAACGGGUACCUCCGGGCAGCAUAUGCGUUAGACUACAACGGCCUCCGCCUCCCGUCCGAGCCCAUCCUGGACCAUCAUGGCGUCGUACCUCCCCCUGCAGAGCCAGGAGCCGGAAACGCCAGACGUCGAUGAGACUGUCAAGCAAUCCCUGCUGCACUCUGGCUUCGUUGUCACGGAAGACGAUGCUGCUCGACCGGCGGCCUCCAAGGGACGAUCAUUGACCGAAUGGGUCACGCUCGUGCUCGCUAUGGUCAUGCUAACCACCUCCUUCGCGCUAUAUGUCGACUCGACUCAUGUCAUUGAACCUCGGAGCGCGAAGGGCCUGCGCAAACCUGACCCAUACCCUGGGUUGGCUGACGUGCCAGAGUUCCAGAAGAAGCGCAAAGGCCCGAUGAUGUAUUUCCCUGGCCCCAUGAUACGCACGAACAAGGCCACGCCGGACGAAGAGUACACCAGCAGUUCGCACAUUGUCUUGAGCGAGAACGACCACAUGUUUUACCAGUUCCGCAUCAAGCCAAAUAAAUUCAAGUGGUGCUACAUUGACGCGGUGGUGCCCACUCCCGAGCGAGGUGCGGAGGCGGGCAAGUUUUACACAGGUUCGGGAAACCUCCUGAACAUCCAAGUCUGGAACGUCUCGUACCCCCAGCAGCGGAUGGAUAGCCUCAGCUGGAACACGCGUCCAGAGCGUCUCGAGCUCCUCGGGAUAGUCGCAUGGAUGCCCGAGAAGGAGCGGAUGGAGAAGCUCGACUGGGAGGACGGCUGGCAGCUCAAGCCACAGACCCCGCGUUUUGAUUGCACAGAGAAGAAAUGGUUCACGUUCGAGGUGUCGUGCGACAACUGCACCCUUGAGUUCGAGCAGAUCUUCUCCGAUCCUGCUAUGGCAUUCGAUCUCCUCCAGAUCGCCUGAUCACGCAUAAACCAAGUAUAAAGUGACGGAACACGAUUCGUGAUAUAGGUUGUCAAG
Rhodofomes roseus is the source of this 1226-nucleotide messenger RNA. RefSeq lists its product as uncharacterized. Bases 339 to 1169 code for a protein of 276 amino acids. The transcript has 4 exons. The record is from RefSeq and is a predicted model, not a curated record. NCBI's taxonomy places the organism in Eukaryota, Fungi, Basidiomycota, Agaricomycetes, Polyporales, Fomitopsidaceae.